AUGGCCAUCUUUGAUCUAGUCGCAUGCGUCGUUGGUAUGCCUACUGAAAUUUACGAUUUACGUUAUCCGUACACGUUUUACAGCUCCACGGGCUGUAAGAUCUUCCGUUUUACAGAAACGUUUACGAUUUACGGUUCAGCAAUAGUGUUGGUAGAAAUCGCAUUUGAUCGUUAUUUCAAAAUAUGUCGGCCAUUGAUGAUCAUAAGCUUAUUCAAGAUUAAAAUGCUUUGUUUUAUGGCGACUGUGCUUGCGUUGAUAUUCUCGAUGCCUACUGCGUUACUGUUUGGGAUAACGCGAUCUACGACUCCGAUUGACGGACUGCUAGGUUACGACUGCUCGAUCGAGGAGAAGUACAGAAAAUCUACGUUUCAAACUGUAUAUUACGGAGCGUUGUCGGUAGUAUUUGUGGCUACACUGCUGAUUCUUACGGCCCUCUAUGUCAGGAUUUGGGUCGAAAUCAAGAGACGCAGGAAUAUGGUGAUCGGGGACCAGAUUUCUUCGCGACCAUCUGAACCCAACCAGGAAAAGAAGAAGAUCCGUGUUACGUAUGUAGCUAGUGGUAGCGCAGAUGAUGGCGACGAUGAUUCGUCAGGAACCGUUGGUGCCGGAGGAUGCAACAUUACCACGUGCGACGACCAAAAACGGACAAGGUUCGGAAGCUUAGCUAACUACGCUUCACGUAUACGUAUAACGCGGACGACCAUUGUGUUGUUUGCGGUUACAGUUGCGUUUGUGAUAAGCUAUUUACCAGCUAUAGCUAUCAUGAUGACGCGGUCAGUUAUCAAAGACUUAGAGAAAAAUCAGGGUAUAGAGGUGGAAGUCGUUUCGAAAUUUUUCUCGAAAUUUUUCUUCAUAAACAAUGCUAUAAAUCCCAUCAUUUACAGCUUUUUAAAUAUUAAUUUUAGACUUCAAACCAAAAAAACAGUGCGAAAAGUAUUUUGCUGUGAUCGACGUUCAACGCCCAAAAAGGGUGAUUCGGAUCGGAGCACAAAACGUGAAAUUUUGUUGAUCGGAGGCAAGGAUGUAUGA
Messenger RNA from Lottia gigantea (owl limpet), 1029 nucleotides. RefSeq lists its product as hypothetical. Gene Ontology annotation, cellular component: membrane. Gene Ontology annotation, biological process: G protein-coupled receptor signaling pathway. The transcript has a single exon. The coding region runs from base 1 to 1029 and encodes 342 amino acids. Gene Ontology annotation, molecular function: G protein-coupled receptor activity. Lineage: Eukaryota; Metazoa; Mollusca; Gastropoda; Lottiidae. The record is from RefSeq and is a predicted model, not a curated record.